AUGAUUCUCCUGUUCGACUCUGUCACCUCUUAUCCCGGAGUCAACACCGUGGAUUUUUCCGCCAUGACUGUUCUCGGAAUGAUAGGCACGUUCUCGCUGGCAAUAGUGAUUAGCUUGCUCACCCCGGAUCCCGGUGAGAAGGCCAGCAGGAAUGGCCCCACAAAGAUGGACAAGCGCACCACUGGGACGACGGAGUUUUGCGCCGAUUGUGCCUACCCGCUACAGCAGCUAGAGUCGGAGGUAGAUUAG
Daldinia caldariorum is the source of this 249-nucleotide messenger RNA. RefSeq lists its product as uncharacterized. Lineage: Eukaryota; Fungi; Ascomycota; Sordariomycetes; Xylariales; Hypoxylaceae. The transcript is spliced from 2 exons. The record is from RefSeq and is a predicted model, not a curated record. Bases 1 to 249 code for a protein of 82 amino acids.